CUAAGCAGCUAGGUUUUCUGAGAGAGAGUAAGCGCGAGGGAGGGAGGGAGCAGAAGAGCUUAAAUUGCGUUGCGUUGCGUUGCGUUGCGUUGCGUUGCUAAGGCAUUUCUCUCUCUAACUCUCUUUCCUUAUUGCUGCGCAAUCCAUAAUAAUGAGCAACACUAAGGACAACUUCAAUGUUGCUGAUCUCACUGCUGCUUUGAAUGCUGGGGACCGAGCAGACCUUGUCAAUGUGCUCAAAAAUAAACUUCAUGAUCUUACUGGGAAGCACUCAAACGUGACUGAAAGUUUGUCCCCGAAUGUGAGAAAACGUGUUGAAGCUCUGAGGGAGAUUCAGACUGAACAUGACGAAUUGGAGGCAAAAUUUUUUGAAGAGAGAGCUGCACUUGAAGCCAAAUACCAGAAGUUGUAUCAGCCACUAUACACAAAGAGAUUUGAAAUUGUGAAUGGGGUUGUUGAAGUUGAUGGGGCUACAACUGAGGCUGCAGCAGCAGACAAGCAGGAGGAUAAAGAUGCAGUGGAGAAAGGAGUCCCUGAUUUUUGGCUCACUGCUAUGAAGAAUAACGAAGUGCUUGCUGAGGAGAUUACCGAGCGAGAUGAAGAAGCUCUCAAAUUCCUCAGGGAUAUAAAGUGGUCGAGGAUUGAUGAUCCGAAGGGUUUUAAGCUUGACUUUUUCUUUGAGACUAAUCCUUACUUCAAGAACUCUGUGCUGACCAAAACAUAUCACAUGAUUGAUGAAGAUGAACCAAUCUUGGAGAAGGCAAUUGCGACUGAGAUAGAAUGGUAUCCAGGAAAAUGCUUGACACAAAAGAUUCUAAAAAAGAAGCCGAAGAAGGGGUCAAAGAAUGCCAAGCCUAUCACUAAAACGGAACAAUGUGAAAGUUUCUUCAACUUCUUUAGUCCACCUCAAGUGCCAGAGGACGAAGAGGAUAUUGAUGAAGAUGCUGCUGAAGAACUUCAGAAUUUGAUGGAACAAGACUAUGAUAUUGGGUCAACAAUCCGAGAUAAAAUCAUUCCACAUGCAGUGUCAUGGUUCACUGGGGAAGCUGCUGAGGAUGAUUAUGCUGAGUUGGAAGAUGACGAGGAUGAAGAUGAUGAUGAAGAGGAUGAUGAGGACGAGGACGAGGAAGAGGAGGAUGAAGAAGAUGAUGAGGACGAAGAGGAGGAUGAGGAUGAGACUAAGACCAAGAAGAAGACAUCUGCUGUGCCCAAGAAGAGCGGAAGAGUACCUGCAGCAGCAGAUGGUCAGUCCGGCGAGAGGCCACCAGAGUGCAAGCAACAGUAGGCUCUUAUUGAGACUGAUUCAAUGUGAUGAGAAGAUUGUGCAAUAUGGUUGGCUUUUGUUAUAUAAGGAAUUAUGCUAGAACAAUCUGUCAGAAUCAUUUUCUUCUUCUAUUCAUUCCAUCUUUUUUUGCCUUUUCUUUUUUCAAUUUUUGAGGGAGAUAGAAUGUGUGAUGAUAAGAGUCAGACCUGUUUUGUGAUUCUUUAAAUGUUUCUUUGAAUUGGAGAGCUCAAAUUUUGCUAAAAGGUUUAUUUGAUAAUUCAGGGAAUGGUUUGUACAA
Messenger RNA from Nicotiana tabacum (common tobacco), 1562 nucleotides. The record is from RefSeq and is a predicted model, not a curated record. NCBI's taxonomy places the organism in Eukaryota, Viridiplantae, Streptophyta, Magnoliopsida, Solanales, Solanaceae.